GGAGGGGAUAUACAGACUCUGGGAAUCCCCAGGAAGCUGUGUGACAUGUGCACCUAUAAAACCUCCUGCUGAGUCCUCCCAGGCUGCUUUAGGGUGCAAAGUUCUCCAUCCAGGGCUGCUGGAGUUAGUCACAGUAUAUCCCACCCCCAGGCCCAACGCUUGAAGGCCGGGCAUGGUUUUGCCUGCUCUGUGGGCAGUGUUUGCCUGCAGGGGAGCCCCCCUUGCCCUGGUGCCACCUGACUCAUGCCUGGGCAGGGAGUGGCGGGACUGGCGUCGCCCCCACCCACGUGUGGGUAUUGUGCAACCGGGUGCCUCUGCUGCAGACGGAGCCGGGAGCAGGUGUGGGAGUGGAGGGGUGGCCCCUGUGGGGUCCCAGAGCCGGUGUCAGUGCUCACUCCCCACUCCAAGGGGGUAUCAGAGCCCCUUGGCUGGGUUUCCUGCAGUGCUGCCUUCUAGCAGCAUCAGGAAGGGAUCUUGGAAGCAGGUGGAGGAGGAUCUUGGUGCCCAAACCCACCAGGUCCAUUGGUAGUGGUGGUACCUGCUCCCCAGGACACUCUGCUCCAGAGGAGACACCCUGCCAUACACAGUGAGGAAGGGCUGCCUUGGCAUGACCGUGGAUCCAUCCCUGUGGCAGAUGGUACCUGGCUGCAUCCUGUGCACCCACAGCUCCCUCUUCUCUGGUCCCCUGGCCCUCCCUGAGCGUGGGGACAGGGAGCUGGUGCUGCUGUGAGCACAGUCACGCGUCACUGCUCGGGACUCUGUGCUUCUGUUUUCCUGUGCGAGGUGCAGCCGCCAUGGCGGGGCUCUCAGUGAAGCGAGGAAGGCACAACACCAUCACUGCCUUACUUCCCUCUCCUCAAGUGAUCCUGGAGCUGGGUGAGACCUUGUGAAGAAGCAAACACAUUGCUGCCGUGGCCUCACUGACUCUGUUCACGCAGCAGGGUCGGUCCGGCCUCUGUCGCUGCUGGAAGGUGACCUGUAACCCAGGGCAAUGCCCGGCCCUGCCACCUGUGCGGGAACACUCCCCCCACUCCAUCCGGGUUUGUGUGGGCGUUUGCCGCGAUGUGCAGAUAACGCCUGGCACCGGCAGUGCCGAAGGGGGACAGGGCAGGGUCAAUACGCGGGACCCCAAGGCACAGCCGUAGCCUGCUCCUUCCUUCUUCCUCCUUGGUGACAAGCCAACCCCUGCCAGGGGUUAUCAGCCAUGCAGCCAAGUGUGCAGGGACCUGACAGCAACCAGGAUGGGGGUGCAGAGCCCAGGACUGACCCACCCCUCCCAGAGAUGUUUGGGACCCCUGUCCCCACCUGCUGUCCCAGUGUCUUUAGUGACUUUGAACCCCCCGGGGUGGCUCCCCAGGGGUUGGGGACCCCAGCCGCGGGCUGUCAACAGUGGGGUCGGCCUGGAAAGGACCUCAAAGCUUCCCAUGGCAAAGUGGGUGUGGCCCCCAGCAUCAGUGGGUGCCCAGAAUUGGGACGCUGCCACCUCAGCGCAGGCUGCGAGGACACAGAGACGUCAGUGCCCCAGGCAGGGCACGUGGUGUCCCUGUCCCCCCCACCUGGAGGAGCGCUCACCGCGGAGUCACCCUCGCACGCUCCCUUGAGAGAGGGAGAGCCGCAGCCGCGUCGCCUUCCUCCCUGACCCCGCAGAGGCACCAUGGGGCUCUGGAGCUGGCUGCUGUGGGGGUUCUGGGUGCUGCCAGCCGGGGAGAUGAAGGGGCAACUCCUUGUGCCCACGCCGGACCCAUCCGAGUCGGGCAGCAUCUCCCAUGUGGCCGACAGCGCCAGCGCCGAGCUGCCUUCCGAGCUGGCCGUGUGCGCGGAGCUCCCCGGAGCCGCCGGGGCAGCGCUCCCCUCUGCCGCCGGCCCCGCGGGCAGCCCCGGCUCAGGCGUCCCGGUGCCACAGGAAACAGAGCUGGUCCCGGCUGGAAGCAGCGGUGAGCAGGUGGGGUCUCCCAGCCCGGCAGCUCUCCCUGGGGGUCCAGCAGUGCGAGGCAGCCCCCAGGCAGGGUCAGGGGCUGGGCUCUCCUCUGCAGGUGCUGCCGGCCACCCAACCAGCGUCCCUCCAGCUCCCACCACCGCUUGGCACAUGCAGCCUCUGUCCUUCAAGCCAAAGGGGCACACAGUGGGUCUUGCCCUGGGUGCUGCCGCCGUGGAGCAGAUGCCAGUGACAGCAUGGAGCACAGAGCCAUUGCUCCCCCAGGAUGAGCACAGCACAGCGACAUCAUCCCUCAGCACAAGCAGGAGCUCUGCUGAGCCACGUAGUACUGCCAUGCUCCUGUCCCAGGAGGUCAUUCUGGGGCUGGAUGAGGCCACCUCACCUUUGGCCACAGCUGCCAGCAUCUCUGAGGAGAGGGGCAGCCCCAUGAAGAUGGCAGCAGCCUCAGCCAGUCCCCCCAACACAGCUGCAGAGGGAGCCUUUUCUUCCACCACCACUGGCACCAGCAAGGCUGCAGAGCCAGGGACAAGCACCUUACCCAAUGCUGACCACAGUGCCUCACAGGACCCUCCUGGGCCUCCCACUCAGCUGCCUCCAGCCCUUUUGCCCCACCUUCCUGAGGAUGCUGUGCUGGGCACAGGACAGACGCUCCCCUCCAGCCACAGCGCAGCCCCGGGUGCUGCUGGACACGGGCUGCCUGCAGACAGCACUGCCAACCAGCCCCAGGCCACCACACAAGCUGCGGGCACACUGGCUACAGUGAUGGAUGUCGUAGCUGGAGAGCACAUCCCACCUCUGGGAAGCACCAGUGCUGAGCUGGUGUCCAUCAGGAAUGAGGCCAGUACCAAAGCCACAGCAGGCACUGCCACCCCAGAGACCAAGGACAUACCAGGGGGACUCAGCAUGAGUGUGUCCCCCCAUGCAGCUCUCAAAGACCCUGACGGUCUCUCUCCAAGGCCCUUUCCACGCUCCAUGGGCUCUCUGCUCCCUCAGUCCCUCUCAACAGGCCUUGGGACCACCACAGCAGAGGCAGCAGCAGGCAGAUCUCCUUCAGCCCCUCCCAGCAUGGCCAUGCCUGUGUCCCUCAUGGGCACCACUGGAGCAAAGCCAGACAGUGACCCUCGAGCUGCUGCUGCACCACCACCUUCCAUCGCUGCAUUUGGCACUGGGACUGUGCCAGCUACCCACCCAUCCUCCUUUGCUAGCAACACUCCAAUUAGUGAAGCAGGGAUGGGAUCAGCAUCACUGGCCAGUGGCAGUGCCACCAUAAUGCCAGGGGACACCGAAGCCACCCUGCCUGUGCCUGAUGCACACUCCAGCCACAGCCAGCCAGCUCCCACAGCAGGCUCAACAACCCCAGGAACUGGUGUGACACCCAGAUCUGCACUGACCCCAGUGCUCUGGGCUGGGCCCCAAAUUGUGGAAGCUCCAGGGACAGAGAUGCCACCACCCAACACUGCACCAGGCACUGGCAGAGCUGUAUCAGGGAACAGCACUGCCACCACUGCAGGGAACAUCGCUGCCACCACUGCCACUUCUGCCACCACUGCAGGGAACAUCAUUGCCACCACUGCAGGAGGCACCAUGGCUAUGGCAUCCACAGCCCCAGUGAGCCCAGCCAAGGAGGAGGGAAGUCUCCCAGGCACCACGGCACCAGUGACACCACCAGCCACCACCAGCCGUGCCACCACCCUGUCUCACGCCUUUGGGACACAGAGAGGACCGUCCACUGAACUGAGCACAUCUGCCCACACCACCACUGGGCACAGAACUCCUGCACCUGAGCCCCAACCCACCCAUGAGCUUAUCAAGCCAGCGACUUCACUCUACCCCUUUGGCGUGGAAGGAGGGGAUCAAGAAUACGUCCGGAGGAUGGUGGAUUUUAACUCACCCCUGUUCAAGCCAGAAAUUGGAUUUCCCUUUGGGAAGUCACUGCGAGAUGCUCUCUAUUUUACAGAUAAUGGACAGAUCAUUUUUCCACCCACGGACAACUAUGUCCCAUCCAACCCCAACCCCCCUCCCCGGGGCUUCACUGGCCGGGAGAGCUUGCCAAUGGUGGCUGCCUUUUGGGAUGAUGCAGACUUUUCCAAGGGUGUUGGCACCACUUGGUACCAGGAGUACUCUACACUCAGCUCUACCCAAGACCCCGUUGUCCAAGAUGUGGAAGCAAAGAUUGAGAAAUACCUAAAAAUCCCCUAUGCAGCAAAAUGGACCUUGAAGGUGACGUGGGAGAAAGCUCCAGCAUACCCAUCCCGGGGGGGUGACACUCAGACCAGCACCUACCAGGCAGUGCUCAGCACCGACGGGAGCCGCUCCUUCGCCCUGCUGCUCUACCAGGACGGGGGGAUGCGCUGGGACUACACCAGGCUGGCUGCAGCCAACGUGCUGAUCGGCUUCUCCAGCGGCAAUGGCUAUGCCCAAAACAACGAGCUGACUCAGAAGCCUCCAGCUGUCAAGUACCGACCAGACCAGCACAGCAGCCCCGGCUCCGAUGUGCGUGGGCUGUGGAUUUACAGACUGGACAGUCGCUCCCGGGUGAAUUACAGGCUGCAGUGCCUGGCGUGGCUGGACACAGAGCCAGCGCCGGCCACCUGGAACAGGCAGCUGCCACCAUGCCCCUGCUCCCGGCCCCAGGCAGAGCUGGAUCCCCGCUACCACUGGAGCAGAGGUGCCAAGGACAGCCCCCAGGAGCAGCAGCAGGGCGGGGGGAUGGUCCCCUCCUGCUCUGGGGGCAGCUGUGAUCCCCCCACUAUUCCAGGCCCAGCAGACGCCUCGGUGAGGAUGCUGCGCACUGCGUCCCCCAGCCCAGCUGGAGCUGGGGUACGAUGUCUGUACCAAGGUGAGAGCUUGCUGGAAGGCUGGCAGGAGAGAGUGUGGAGCCUCCCCUUCCACGCUGCCACUGACACGGAGCUGGAAGCGUUCGACUGGUGCUGCCGGCGGGUGGGGAAGCCCCAGUUCUGUGCCAGGUUUGCUGAGAAGAGACCGAGGGUUGACUGUGAAGGAUAUGUGCCACCCACCCCCGCUGGUGCCUUCGGGGACCCUCACAUCACCACCCUGGAUGGACUCACCUACACCUUCAAUGGGCUUGGGGACUUUGUCCUGCUGCUGGCCAGUGAUGCCCAGACCAGCUUCGUUCUGCAAGGGCGCACAGCACAGACUGGCAUGGCCCAGGCCACCAACUUUGUGGCCUUUGCUGCCCAGUACAUCUCCAACACCACCACAACAGUUGAGUGGACCCUGGGGAGCCAGGAUGAGAUCCAAGUCCUCCUGAACAAUGAAACCAUCCAGUUUUCCUAUUCCCAAGAGCUGGGUGACGAGGUCUACUACAGCCCUGGUGUCCUGCUAGUCAACGCCUCCUCUGUCACAGCCAUCUUCGAUGGGACCAUUGCUGUGUCUGUCUCAGCCAGCUCCGGGAUCCUCAGCGUGGUCUGCAGCCUGCCCCACUGGUACUGCAACAGCACCAGGGGCCUCCUGGGUGUGUGGGACCAUGACCCCGCAGAUGAUUUCCAGAUGCCAAAUGGUACCAGCAUCCCUGUGAACAGCAGUGAAGAGGAGAUCUACAGCUAUGGGAUGACCUGGGCUGUUGGGGAGCACAGCCUGUUCACUCAGCCUCUGGACUCACCAGCACUGAACUUCACACCCUUCUUCUUGUCUCGGCUGCGGCAGGAGAAUGAAAGCCAGUACCAGCUGGUGUCCUCUCAGUGUCAUGGCAGCAAGGAGUGCAUCUAUGAUUCACUGAGCACAGGGAACUUGGCCCUGGGCCUGGCCACCCAGAGCUUUGCAGCUGACUUCCAGCAGAGGAAGACAGCACUCAAUGCCUUCCCUCCCGUCAUCACCGGUGACGCAUCAAUCACAGCCUUCAGGACAGAGAGGGUCACAAGGCAGUACCGUGCCUUGGGGGCGGGGGCACGCUUCAUUCCCCAUCUCUCACCAGAGCUCAACAUAUCAGAGAAUGGGACCCUGAUAUGGCAGCCCCGCGGGACAGCCCCAUUCACCAUCAACCUGGAGGCUGUUGGCUCCAACAACAUCUCUGCACUCCUCCAGCUCCGCUUCACCCUUUGCAGAUGCAGCAGGAGCCAGGACUGUGACUACAGCAACACUGUCACUCUCGGGAAGUCUUCCCUGCAGCUGGCAGCCUGCAGAUGCGAGAGCGGCUACUCAGGUGCCUUCUGCCAGGACCCUCCGGACCCCUGCUCCCAGGGAUGCUUCCCUGGUGUGGGAUGUCACCCUUUCAGCGGCUGUGGCCCCUGCCCGGCUGGCCUGACGGGGGAUGGAGAGCACUGCUCAGAUAUCGAUGAGUGCACGCAGGGGACAGAGUGCCCAGGGAACAGCACCUGCACCAACACCGUGGGCAGCUACGUCUGCUCCUGCCCGGCCAGUGAGCAGGGUGAGAUGCCAGGCUGUGGCUCAGCCUGUGGCUACCACUCCUGCCCUGAGGGCUACUGCAGCAACGGGGGACACUGCCACCUUCACCCCAUCACUUGUGCCCCCACCUGCGCCUGCCCCCCGGCUUUCACCGACCAGCGCUGCCUGGUGGCAGGGGGGGAUUUUCAGCCACUGCCCAGCUCAGGUCUCCCUCGGAGAAGCAUCCAGAUGAGGAUCAAGACACUGCAAAACGCCACUGCUGAGGAAGUCAACAGCACUGUCUCAGCCAUCCUGGAUUCCCUGGAGGUAAAAGCUUUCCAGAGCAACACCAACAUCACCCAGAUGACAGACAGCGAUGGCUUCACCUUCAUGGUGGUGUCCGAGUUUGCCUAUGACAGCCGCGGCGCCGUCAUCCGCUUCCUGAACGAGGAGCUGCCCGCGGCCAUCACCGGCGCCUUCAACGGGCGCCGGGGGCAGCGGCAGGCGGGCACGGGGCUGCGCUUCCAGCGCCUGCACCAGGACAACAUCACCGACCUGGUGAAGCUGACAGUGGAUGAGCUGAGGGCCUAUUUCCCCUGCUCACUGUAUGGCUACAAAGGCUACCAGCUUCACUACACGGGGACCAUCGGCUUCAUCUGCAUCUCCCCCUGCAAGAUGGGCUACUGCCAGCAUGGUGGCCAGUGCCAGCACCUGCCCGAGGGGCCCACGUGCAGCUGCCUGCCCUUCUCCAUCUACUCUCCAGCUGGCCUCCAGUGUGAGUGGCUGGCCAUCAGCCUGGCCGCCUUCCUCGGCAUCCUGCUGGGAGCCCUGGCUCUGCUCUGCCUCCUGUUUGCCCUCGGCUGCCUGGCUCUGCGCCUCUGCCACCAGCGCCGCCGCCGGCACCAGGGGGCCAAGGAGACCUUGUGGAGGACACGGCCCUUCUCCUCUUUAAUGAUGGCAGGAGAACAAGCAGAGCCCAUGGGCUCCCACUCCCUGGAAAGGCAUUGGAAACUGCAGCUCCAGGCCAUUGACCCCUCACUCCAGGUCUGUCCUCAGGUUACUGCUUCCAUAGGGUUGGGAAGUUCGGGCUGGGCUCUGAAUCCUGGGCCUGUGCCUCAAAGGAGCUCAGGAGCUGUGCCUCAUCCUGAAGCAUCACCAAUCCUUUGGCUGGCGCUGGGAUCCGUGCCACUGUGACAAAGCACAGAGCCGAUGCCACACUGACAGCGUGGCCUGUUCCUCCUUACAGAUAAGAAUCCAGAGACCCCACGUUGUGCCUCCAAGCCAGUCCCCCCAGCAGCCCUAACCUGCCACCAGUCCUUUUCUGGCACCUCCAGGCUCACAGAGGAGCCAGACACUGCUGCCUGCUCUUGGGGUGUCCAGCAGCAGCAACACAUGGAAGCAGGGACAGGCAGCUGCCUUCUGGGUUCUGGGAGGAUUCACUCUGGAGGAGGUGCUUUUUUGAAUGUGUGUUUAUGUUGGGUGACCAAAGCAGGAGGAUUUCACCUUCCCUGAGGACCUGGAGAGAAGCCUGGGAUCAUCCUUGAAUGUGUCUGCACCAGGGGUAUGUGCUAGUGCAAUAACCAGACCCUGCAGAUCCCCUGAGAGCAGGGGCAGGUGGGACAAGGCAGUGAUUGUAAUCCCUUAGGAACCAAAUAGAAUAAACCAAAAAUGUUG
Molecule: messenger RNA, 7954 nt
Organism: Passer montanus (Eurasian tree sparrow)
Lineage: Eukaryota; Metazoa; Chordata; Aves; Passeriformes; Passeridae
Gene: MUC4
Product: mucin 4, cell surface associated
Exons: 28
Coding region: 1655-7474 (1939 amino acids)
Biological process (GO): cell-matrix adhesion
Molecular function (GO): calcium ion binding
Source: RefSeq, a predicted model, not a curated record